Monodelphis domestica (gray short-tailed opossum) is the source of this 2512-nucleotide messenger RNA. RefSeq names its product chromosome 1 C5orf58 homolog (gene C1H5orf58). The record is from RefSeq and is a predicted model, not a curated record. Lineage: Eukaryota; Metazoa; Chordata; Mammalia; Didelphimorphia; Didelphidae.
GGGGAAACGUCAGGGAAGGGGGGGUCCAGUCUUGGGGGCGGGAAUUGACUCUUUUAGGGUUCAGAUCGUCUGGAGGCACGGAGGAAUAAGCGAAUUUCCCAGGCUUCAGUACUCAUCGGAUGUGCAAUCUCAUUGUUGUCUGCUCUAACUGCCCUACAGAAUUGAAGAAGUGUUUUCUUCAAGUGUCAGUGAAAAUAUUUUCCAGCAGAGAAGAUAAGACCAUGUCUUGCACUUAAAAAAAAAUUCCUGGGGGAUGCUGCAUAGUUUAGUGGAUUGAGAGCCAGACCUAGAAACUGGAGGUCCUGGGUUCAAAUCAGACCUCAGAUACUUCCUAGCUGUGUGACCUUGGGCAAGUUACUUGACUCUCAUUGCCUAGCCCUCUUCUUCCUUAAAACCAAUACACAGUAUUUAUUCUAAGAUGGAAGUGAAAUGUUUAAGAAUAAUAUUGUUGACCAGCAGUUAAGCCUGAAAGCUCUAAUUAAAAAUGUGGAGAAAAUAUCUUUGGAUCUGAAGAAGAUGGAUGAGCUCAGCAAGUUACUUCUCUGUGACCUUAUUUUGCAAUUUAGUCAACCUAUGAAGACAGAAGUUAUAGCAGAAGUAGAAGAAAACAACAUUGUUUCUGAAGAGUUUAAAAUGUCGAAUAAUUUAGAGUUACUUCCUAUUUUGAGCAAUGAUGUCUGACAUGUUAAAAGACAAGAAUUUUCCAUUUGUUUCCAAAUUGUUAAGUUAUAUGUAUGAGUUUUAUUGUUGAAUUAAAAUAUUAAAGAUGUUAAAACUUUUAUGAAAUAAUAUUUUAACUGAAACUCAUUUGAAAAAUAUUUUUUUUAUUAUUUAGUAGUACUUUCCUUUUCAACUGAUAUUUUUUUUAAAAAACAGAAGCUAAAUCAAUAAAUGAUAUGAAAUUAUCCAUGGGACAAAGAAUUUGACCCUUUAUGGACCUGUUGCAAUUAUUAUUUUUCACUUUUAGUAAUGAUGUCCAAACUUCCAUGUGUCCCCAAAUUCAUCUGACAAACAUUGUUCCUCGCAGUUAAUUUGAAUCCUGUAGUACAUUGGGCAGAAUGCUGGAUUUGAGGUUUAAAAACCUUGAUUCCAGCACUUUGCUAUAUACUGCCUUUGGGGCAUUUGAGAAGGCAUUUCACCCCUCUGGGCCUCACUUUUUUCUCAUCUGCAAAAUAAGAGAAAUGGUUUAGGUGAUCUCCAAUGUUCCUUCACACCAUACACUUAUGCUCUGUUGGUAUCAUUAUAGAUAUUAGUAGUGGAGGAGUAGCACCAAAGGUCUAGAUAAAUAGACAAGUUCAGUUCACGCAUUAAACCCACACACAACCAAAAGUUCAUUGACUGUAUGGCUGGUUAGAGUUCUGUAGCCUAUCUAUACAACAAACAGACCCUGAGAAUCCUCUAAAUGUAAUGACUCCCAUUUUGAGAAACUGACUUAAUAGUUCAUUUUCUUGAGCCAUACCAUCUUUACAAUGAGUUAAAUAUUAUUGUAUAUCUAUUACUGUACAUUCAUAUCACUUGAGAAAGCUUGCUUACUAUCAAUUUCAAGACAAAAGGUAAGGAUAUUUAAAAAUACUUUUUAGAAUUAGAAGAGACCUUAGAAACCUUAUUGCCCAAUAUCCUUAUUUACAAUAAUAGAUAAGCCACAAUUCAGUCUUUGCUCAAAUAAGAGUCAGUAUGGUAUUCAAUGAUUCAUUCAUUUAAUGAGCAUUUAUUAAGCUACGGUUGUGUAGAAGAUGUUGUUCUACAUAUUAGGAAUACAAAGACAAAAAUUACUUUGGAAGAAUCUUUACUUCUUUUUUCAGAAAGUUUAUGUAGUAUUGGAAUUAAUUAUUUUAAACUGUUUUAUAGAAUAUAAAUCCAUCUGUUCCUGGGAUUUAUUUUUCCUCUGGAAGUUCAUUUGUAGCUUGUUCAAUUUCUUUUUUCCAAAAAUAGGAUUAUUCAAGUGUUCUAUAUCCUAUUUUAUUAAUUUGAGCAAUCAUUUUUGUCAAUAUUCAUCUGUUUUAUAUAAAUUGUCAGAUUUAUUGUGAAAUGGUCAAAAUAACUCCUUUUUCCCUCCAUUGGUUAUGAAUUUAUCUUUUUCAUUUGUUAUAUUUUGAUUUGAUUUUCUUCUUUCUAUUUUUAAGUUAACUAGUAGAUUUUUUUUCAAACCCUUACCUACUGAAAAUCCUACUUUUAUUCAUUUAAAAAAAACAAUGGUUUUAUUAAUCACUGCUUUGAUUUUUCAGGCUUUCUUAAAUAUGGAAUGUGAGGAGGUUAACUUGUUGAUUUAUUUGUUAUUUUUUUAGUUGCAUCCCCAAGUUGUUAAUUUGCUCUUUCUCUCUUUUACUGAUAAAAAUUUCAAGACAUCAUUUUCUCCUUAGUAAAUACUUUGCAUCACACAAAUUUUUGUAUUUUUGUAUCAUUGUUGUCAUUUCUUUAAUUAAAUUAUAUUGUUUUAGUAGUUUUUUCUUUGAUUUAUGCAUUCUUCAGGAUUAAUCUAUUUAGUUUACAACUAAUUUUUAAUAUUUUCUAG